Xyrauchen texanus (razorback sucker) is the source of this 3051-nucleotide messenger RNA. RefSeq names its product BRD4-interacting chromatin-remodeling complex-associated protein-like. Gene Ontology annotation, cellular component: SWI/SNF complex. The record is from RefSeq and is a predicted model, not a curated record. The transcript has 13 exons. The coding region runs from base 1 to 3051 and encodes 1016 amino acids. Gene Ontology annotation, biological process: positive regulation of DNA-templated transcription. Lineage: Eukaryota; Metazoa; Chordata; Actinopteri; Cypriniformes; Catostomidae.
AUGGAGGAUGAAGAUGGCACUUGUUUACUUGAUGUUUUGUGCGACCCCAAAGUCCUGAAUGAUUUUCUUUAUGGGACAACUGAGCUGCCAAGUGGAGACUUACUCAUAAAUUCAUCCUCUGGAGAGCCAUCACUCCAGACAGACACUCCAAGCCCUGCCUCUCUAGCAGAUGAGGAGAAUUCUCAGGACAUGCCUUUCUCUGGCUUUGUGGACCUCUCCUUUCUGGAGGAGGCAUUGCUGGCAUCACUAGAAGGAAGUGGAGGUCCAGAAGAGGCGCAAGAAGCUCGCACUGUCCAAUCAGUGGAACCACAGCAGAAAGCGAUCUUAGACAUCCUCCAGCAGAGUCUCCAAGAGGCAGACAUCACUGAGCACACUCUAGCUUUAGAAGCAGGACUUGCCCAGACAUCAGAAACUUUCCAAGUUGGUCUAUCUGAUGCAUCACUCCCUUUGCCUGCAGCACCAUAUUUCUCCAGACCACUGACAAUCCCUGGUUUGGUCUCUUUACCAAAGGACAUUCAAAUAGCAGUGGAGCCUCCUCAGCCAUCUUUGUUAGCUGUUGGCCCAGGUCGCCCCUCACUAAAACCCACAGGAACCCAGUUAAUGAAUCUGCUUCCUGGGAAUGUCUUCCCUGCACCUACAACAAAGACAUCCUUUUCUUUUAAUUUAGUACAAGGCUCCAGGAUGAACAUCCAGAAAACCCUGCCAAGCUUUGCAGGCAGCCAGAUGUUGGCCUCAACAUUUAGAACAAUAGCUCCUCCAGGGCUCAUGCUACAGAAAACACCUUUGCAUAUUCAGCCUAAGUUACAAGUCAACAUCCAGCCUAGGCUAGUACAUAUCAGUCCUAAGCCAGCAGGACAGAAACAAUUGUCAGGACUUACUUUCAUCCCAGCAAAUACAUCCCAGAAUAUAUUGUUGUCCCCUUCUGUACAUUCAAAUCAGUCUUUUCCACCACUAGGAGGGAAACCUGUUAGCCUACGUGUGGUCAGUCAUGGAGGCUCCAUUGUCAUUAAGCCGCAAAGUCCUUUUCAGGGCCAAAGAAAGUUCAUUCUCCCAAGCCAAACUCCUGAAACAAUGACCCAGUAUACCAGCACUCCAAGGUGUCCUCUUAUUACACCAAGCAAUCAGAUGUUUAACAAACCCAAUGAGGGGCAUCUUGUUGACAGUUCUCAUAUUGUGACUGUAUGCCCAAGGGAAAUGGAUUUCAGCCCUAUUUUCACCUCUCCAACUGGACAACUCACCCUUAAACAAGGGGCUCUACUGUCAGGGUCCCAGCCAUUUCAAUCAACACACCCUACAGUCUUCCAGGUGCCAGAACAGCUAGCAGGGACCUAUCAAUCUCAAGUGCAGAGACAGCAUGGUUCUGUAGUUCAAAGCCAAACUGUAGGGAAGCAGAUACCAUUAAUUAAUAAUGCUAGUGUGCUCAUCCCUGAUAUGAUGACCAUACCGAUCAUAAAUGGCAAGCCAGUCAGCCAUGGUUUGCCCUUGGUGCCUCCAAUCCAGAGAUCAGUUGCAGGGGGACCCGAACGGAAGCUAACUCUUACCCAGAGUUCAAUGCUUCUCUUGCAUGAGAAAAUAACAGCAGAUGGGGGGAAAGCCAGUGAACCACACGAGAUCAGAAUGCUUCCCCCAACUUCAGUGGAAGCACAGAGUUCAGAAAUUCACUCUCAGCCCUCUCCAGUUACAUCUCUUCUACAGUCAUCACCAAAUCUUACUUGUGCCCCUCAGCCAGUUUUGUCAUUAUCCCCAAAACUGAUCACCCAAAUUGAAGAACAACAAUUAUUGGAAGAAGAGCAAAACCUAUUACCUCAUAAUCAGGGUUUAACACACCAUCCUCAACAGCAUGCACUUAAACCAUCAGUCACCCAUGAGGCCUUGGAAGGAACUCUGCUCAUGCAAAUGGACAAUCAUAUCUCUCCAGCCUUUGUUGACCUUUCACCCACAUGUUUAGCUGCAUCUGAGACUUUCUCAGACUCAUUCUCUGAGUGUGAAGAUAUGCCUAUGCCAGUGUAUCCUGAUUCAGAGCAGAGUGAAAUAGGGUUGUCACUUCCACUUGGCCAGUGCUCUUUACGGACCACAGGCUCAGCCUCAAUCAUGGGUUCCACAACCCCAGUGCCAGAUAAGCAGUAUCUGGAUCAAUCGGAGCAGCUGGAACAAACUCACAUUUUAACAGAGCUCAGCGGAACCCUAGAAUCGACAGCAAAGGCGUAUCAGCAGAGCAGUGAAUCAGACAAGGAACUCACAGUCCAUUGUGUGACAACCAACAGUGGGUUUAUCUCUUCGAACCAGCAUAAGUUACAGGAAAUGGUGUCUCUGGUGCCCAGGCCACCAUCUCAGGGCAUAGACACCUACUCAGCACUUCAAAAGGUGGUCCAGACACACUCUUCAUUUGAGAGUGAGGAAGAGGAGCAUCUUACACUGGCAAAAAGGCAACACAGGGUGAAACAGCUGUUGUUUUUAGACCACAGUGCUGUCCUCAACCCAAACACUUCGGUUCCAUAUGUUUCAGUAGAGGAUGCUGUUAGGAAUUUGUUGCCCUACCAUACUUGUGCUAGAGCCCUGCCUAGCCAGGCUGACAUUAUCUCAGUGGACAAGCAGUUUGAGUGUAUUUCAGUGAUGCUGUUUAAACAAAUCACAGACAUGCUGAGCAAGUACAGGCAUCUUCUUCUGGCUGAAUCUCAGCAGGAGAGUCCUUCAGCAGAGAUGGUGAUGCUAGAGCGUUUGUUUCUCCAGUCAGAGAGACUCUUGUUGGGAGAGGAUAGACGCAGAGCCAGGAGAGAUCCAGAGUCCUUCCUGAUGUCCUGGCAAAAGAACUCAUCUCAACAUAGCACGGUGUCGUCAGUCCAGGCUAGACAUUCUAGUUAUCCUUCAUCACCGCCAUCAUGGGCCUUGCAAUCUGACAGACCUCCUGGCCUGAGGACAUACCGCUCCAGCAGCAAAGGAGCACUUCACCUCACAGUCAAACAUGAAUCAGGAUAUUGCAAGGUCAUCCACAACUCUGCUUAUGAUGUUUCACAUGGCAUCUCUGGCUACAAACGGAACUAUUCUGGAUAG